This is a messenger RNA of Paramecium sonneborni, 1048 nucleotides long. NCBI's taxonomy places the organism in Eukaryota, Ciliophora, Oligohymenophorea, Peniculida, Parameciidae. The record is from the annotation of a GenBank genome assembly.
AUUUGAUUUUCUGUAAUAUGUUUAUUAUUAAAAAUGAAUAGCAGAUAUCAAAUAAACUUGAAGUAAAAGCUAGGAAGUGGGGUGUAUGGAACUGUAUAUGCAGCUUUUGACACACUAACAAAUGAAAUCGUAGCUGUAAAAUAAAUGAGCAAAUAAGAACUGGGAUUAGACAACAAAAUCUUUAGAUAAGAAGUUGAAUCUAUGUAAAGUAUACCAUAUUAAGAUGGGUAAAAUGGAUCAUAAUAUUUAAUAAGGUAAUAUAAAUAAUGUAAUUAAUAAAAGGUAUAAGGAUUUCUAUUAAUGCUCUAAUUUCAAUAAUAUUGUAAUGGAAUGUUUUAAAGACUCUUUGGAUCUUAAUUCUUAUAUUGAAAAGAAAGGUUAGAUUUGUGAAGAUGAUGCGCUAUAGAUAUUUCAUUAGAUUGCUUCAGGAAUAAGUUUCUUACAUGAUAUGCAUAUUGUACACAGAGAUAUAAAGCCAUCAAAUAUUUUAAUUAGAACGAAACCAAAAUUAGAAAUUAAAGUUAUUGAUUUUGGAUUCGCAAGACUAUUGAAUGAUGAAUAAACUACUUCAAGAACAUAUGUUGGAACUCCAAUGUACAUGAGUCCAUAAACAAAAUUAUUGUAUUGAUUGGACUAUUAAUUAAAAUUUAGAUCACAAUAUGAUCCAUAUGCUAACGAUAUUUGGAGUUUAGGAGUUUUAUUAUUUUUUAUGAUUACUUAACAUUAUCCUUGGAGAGCUAAGAAAAGUGAUUAAUUAGAAAAAGAAAUGCUUAAUUAUGUAGCAUAAUAAAUUUAGAUCAAUAUUAAUGGUAUUCCAUAAUAUGCAAAAGAAUUAAUUGUGGAUUGUUUAUAGGUUGAAGAAUCAGCAAGAAUCAAAGCUAAUGAUUUAGCCUGGAAAACUAAGAGAAUCUUAUAAAUAAUUAUAGAAAAAUCAUGUCAACCUAUUUUUAGAGUGCCUAGAUUUAAAUGGGAAUAAUUUGAUGGAUAUAGACCUAAUCUAUAAUAUCCUUUUAUUUGUAAAGAAGAACUUAAUUAGUUGGAGUUAUGA